Molecule: messenger RNA, 1087 nt
Organism: Teleopsis dalmanni
Lineage: Eukaryota; Metazoa; Arthropoda; Insecta; Diptera; Diopsidae
Product: myb-like protein D
Exons: 2
Coding region: 1-1059 (352 amino acids)
Cellular component (GO): extracellular region
Molecular function (GO): chitin binding
Source: RefSeq, a predicted model, not a curated record
AUGUUUAAUAAAUUUUUGCAAUUUACUACAGUUUUGUUAGUUUUGAAAAGCAUUUUCAUAGAGGCCAAUAUCUUUUUGGAAUGCGAGGAUCCAGAGACAUUCAAUACAUUUGUCGCAAGUCAAACGGAUUGCUCAAGAUAUAUAUUUUGUGAUGGAGAUGAUUCAUUUGAGGGUGAAUGUCUCGAUGAUAAUUAUUUUAAUGAGAAAGAAGGAAAUUGCGAUGAUCCUGAUGCAGUGGUGUGUGCUAUUGAAACGGAUAUUGAGGAUAUUGAACCUAAUGAAGGUGUAGUCAUAAGUGGUACUAGUAUAGAUAAUGGAUUAUUUAAUAUCAAUUUUGUAACCGAUGUACCUGAAAUACAAAUAUUAGUAAAUAAUAAUGUGAAUGAGAUCAAUAGUAAUAAUGAACUUUCUUCUGUUAAUAAUGAAAAUGUUAAUACUGUAUUCACAAAUAGCAAUAAACAGAGUUCUGGUGGCAUACUUUCAACAACGAGUAAUAGUUUACUUAAUAAUGGGUUUAAUCAUCAAGCUCCGAAUGUUAUAAUAUCUAGUUUGGCUGUAAAUUCGAACAAUGUACCAAAUAUAAUUUCUUCAAAUUUUGCACAAUUCUUAUCAAAUAGUGCAGGACUUAUUGGACAGAGUGGAAAUUCUCUUGGCAACACUAUUGAGAAUACUCCAAAGGAAAUACCGCAAUGUCCUUUGUUGUAUGGUCUUAGCAAUAUGUUUAAUAUAGCUAAUCCAGAUUCAUGUGCUACAUAUUAUACUUGUUAUAAUGGCAUCGCUAUACCUAUGAUGUGCCAACGGCAUAUGUAUUUCAAUCCGGAUACUGGAAAAUGUGAACGCAGCGAGAAUGUUAACUGUCCGUUAAUUCGUCCCGUACGUCUACAAUGUCGCCAAGGAGUUUAUGAUUUUAUACCACAUCCACGGAAUUGUGAAUAUUAUUAUUUCUGUUCGAAUGGUUUUCUUAUGAUUUUUCAAUGCCCGUUUCAUUUUACAUGGCACUAUGAGCGUCGUACUUGCGUACAUCAUACACGGGCAAAGUGCUUCUCACAGGGAUUGUAGAGCACAUGUUAAUGGGUUAGAAUUCUGU